AUGAAACUUCUAGUAAUAUUUCUAUGCUUUCUGGGUUUUCUAGAAGCCUCGAGUAUGCCUAGAUAUUAUUUUGAGCCCGGUCAGAACGCCAAGAUCUACAUCGGAACAUCGAAGAAUCUCAAAAGAUCUGUUGGGAUCGACAAGCCUAUUCAAGUCUAUAGAGUUUGCAAUGGGAAUAAUAAGAAGACAUGUGGAUUCUGGGAGAAUACAAAAGUGAGUGGAGGAAGUGCGCUCUAACAAACUAUUGAUUUUUCAUUUUUAAUCACGGUCAGAAAAAUUCUAACAAUAAAACUUAUACAUAAACACUAAUAUCAUUUUAUCAGGAGUACUCCUGUUAAUCAAUAUUUUGUUGAAACGUAUUCAAUCCUCUCAAUUUCCAGAACAAGAAAAAAGUGGCGAAAGCUCCAAAGACUGUGAAGAAAGAGAAAGUAUACCUAGUUCUUCGGAAUAUCACAACCGCUGAUUCUGGAGUCUACUACAAUGAUAAUGGAAUCUAUCUUUCUAUUGAUGUUUUGAAUAAUUCUUGGUAA
Caenorhabditis angaria is the source of this 530-nucleotide messenger RNA. Lineage: Eukaryota; Metazoa; Nematoda; Chromadorea; Rhabditida; Rhabditidae. The record is from the annotation of a GenBank genome assembly.